Molecule: messenger RNA, 660 nt
Organism: Didymodactylos carnosus
Lineage: Eukaryota; Metazoa; Rotifera; Eurotatoria; Philodinida; Philodinidae
Source: the annotation of a GenBank genome assembly
AUGUUUUCAUUGCUCGUCAUUGUUUGUGCGAUUGUUUGUACCUUAGCACAAGUACCAAGACCAUGCGUAAGUCCACCACAGUGGGAGGGACGUCUCUUCGAUUACUCAAGUGAUACUUCAGAGCGAUUUGCCAGAAGUGGCCGAUUUAGUUACGAUUCCACUUAUCAACGAGAACGUUUAAUUGAAGAAAUUGAUGUUGGCAAUGAAACGGCUCAAUAUUAUGAUGUCAUUGCAUUGUUUCAGGCUAGAUUAGAAUUUGUAAUUAACUUGAGAUCACGCAAUUGUUCACGUCGUACCAUUACACGACCUUGGAGAGAUUUUGGUAUUCCUGAGAAUGCGCGUUCAUAUGGUGAAGCUUAUGUUGGAACAAGUGCUCGUCCUGGUGCAGGUUUAUUGGUAACAAUAUGGGGAGGAAAUUUCACAACACCUCAGAAUGAGACAAUCUAUUAUACGGGAACUUGGACCUAUGAAGGUUGUCUUCCUGUACACCGAACCGUUUAUACUCCAACAAGUGGUAUUUUUCAUGAUGCUAUAUAUGAUAUUACUACCGGUAUUCGCGAUCCAAACGUUUUCGUACCGCCAAGAGAAUGUUUGACAGACGAGGAAUAUAAAAUGCGCCACAAAUUAUUUGGUGAAUCAGCGAUGAAAAAGAAACAAUGA